Messenger RNA from Phaedon cochleariae (mustard beetle), 3458 nucleotides. NCBI's taxonomy places the organism in Eukaryota, Metazoa, Arthropoda, Insecta, Coleoptera, Chrysomelidae. The record is from the annotation of a GenBank genome assembly.
CUGACAGCUGUUGACUGGAAUUUCAAGAAAAAAAAGUUCGGUCUUCGGUCGUUUUUGUCACUGGACAAUCUUAUCUUCCUUUAUAGUAUUGUAUAUGAAUAUCCAGUUAAAAAGGUAGAAUUUUAUCGUUAUUUAUGUGCAAUAAGGGUGGAUUCAAGUCGUGCUGAGAGUUCCUGGCCUAAAUAAUAGUGCCGGCGUCACCAUGUCGGACGAGAGUCAUCCAAAAACACUGUAUGUAGGCAAUUUGGAUCUGUCAGUAUCUGAAGACCUGUUGUGUACCUUAUUCUCUCAAAUUGGUCCUGUUAAAGGUUGUAAAAUCAUUAGGGAACCAGGAAAUGAUCCAUAUGCUUUUGUUGAGUUCACAAAUCAUCAGUCAGCAUCCACAGCUCUGGCUGCCAUGAACAAAAGGUUGUUUUUAGAUAAAGAAAUGAAAGUUAAUUGGGCGACUAGUCCUGGUAAUCAACCUAAGCAAGAUACAUCAAACCACCAUCACAUUUUUGUUGGUGAUCUAUCUCCUGAAAUAGAGACUGAAACAUUGAGAGAGGCCUUUGCUCCUUUUGGUGAAAUUUCAAAUUGCAGAAUUGUGAGGGAUCCACAAACUCUCAAAUCCAAAGGCUAUGCUUUUGUAUCAUUUGUCAAGAAAGCAGAGGCUGAAAAUGCUAUACAGGCAAUGAAUGGACAGUGGCUAGGUUCACGAUCUAUCAGGACCAACUGGUCCACUAGGAAACCACCACCACCAAGAACAGAGAAGCCAGUUCAACGUGUGAAGCAACCUACUUUUGAUGAAGUAUACAAUCAAACCUCACCAACCAAUACAACAGUAUACUGUGGUGGUUUCACAAAUGGACUACCAGAUGAAUUAGUUCAUAAAACAUUUGCUCCUUAUGGGGCAAUCCAAGAUAUUCGUGUUUUUAAGGAUAAGGGAUAUGCAUUCAUCAAGUUUGUGACUAAGGAAAGUGCAACACAUGCAAUUGAGAAUGUACACAAUACUGAGAUAAAUGGCCAAACUGUUAAAUGCUUCUGGGGUAAAGAAAAUGGAGGAUUGGGUCCAGAUUCCACUGCUAUGCCUCCUGGUGCUGGAGUACCCCAAAAUGCUGGAACCCCAUAUCCUUAUGGGUAUGGACAAUACUGGUACCCUCAGGGUUAUAGUGGAGGAGGAUACAUGCAAGGAUAUCAACCAGCUUACCAGCAGUACCAACAAUAUCCUGGUGCCGGACAACAAUAUUGUGUGAUGCCACAACAAGGUCAGUGGACUGGACAACCAGUUCAACAACCGAAUGUACCUGUAAUGUAUGGUAUAUAUUAUAAUGCCAGGAGUGCCUCAAAACAAGUGAGUUGGUUGCCUGUGGUCCCUUGCAAACGUUGACUUGACAUUAACUCAAAUUCUGAAAACUUUUUUUGAACAAUUUUGGAAUUAUGCAGCUCACUUUUUCUCUGUUUCAUUUGCAAUCCAAUCAAGAAGUUAUAACUAUGUACUGGGUGGUCGUUUAAUUGUAAAAUAAUAGAUCAAAGGUUAGACUCGUCUCGUAAAAAUCUUGCGAGCAUCAAUACCGGAAGUGAUAUAAUAAAUAUGUUCUGUCAAUAAAAAGAAAUUUAGUAUACUUGCUACCCACCAAAUUCGAUUAAUAUUCGAUCUCCAAUGAUUCAGAAGUUACAGCAGUAGCCGUUUUUUGUUCGCUUCUCAGUAUAUUGAUUAAAUCAUCGCCCAAAACUGACAUAUUUUCUCUGAACAUCAUCUGCUGUGCUUCAAGUUAUCAGGUCCUAUGGCAGUAUUGAAUACUCCGAAGAAAUAAAAAAACUUUUUUUUUGUGACAUUUUAUCUCUGUUUUACAAAACGUCACUUUUCAUAAUAGUUAUUUAUGUAUCAAGGGCGUAAAGUAGGUGUUUAUGGCCUGUGGCGUGAAUAAUGGCCCGAUGGCGCUAGCCGAGGACCAUUACACGCUGAAGGCCAUAAACGCAUUUGACGCACGUAAUACAUACAAAAUUUUAUGCACAAUUGGUUUAUUUUUUGACUCAAAAGUAAUUACUAUAGAUUUCGAUCAACUAAUACUUCCCCGAAUUUAAUUUGUUACGGAUAAAUUCAGUAAUGAUGAUGAUAAAUUAUCGUACGAAUAUUGCAAUUAUCGUAAUAGUAAAACUCCUUGAUCUCUAGAAGUGAUUCAUUCUUCAGAAUUUUACAAUAUGCAUACCCAGUAUAUAUUCCUACCUAAUUGGUUUUUUAUGAAUUGAUAUAUGGAUGUAAGGAAACUGAGAACAGCUGGCGGUAAAGUGCACUUUACGGCCCGUGGGCCAUAAUGACGCGGGUGGUAAAAUGCAACUUAACGCCCGCAAAACCAGGCGGCAAAGUGCACUUUAUACGGCCCGCUAGUGCAUAAAAUACUUUUUUCCCACGGGAAAACGUAAGUAUUUUUUCCCGGAUAUAUAGGUGCACUGUUGCAAUGUCAAGAAUUAUGACACCUGUGGAAAAGGUAUCUAUAGCAACCACAUGGAUGUGAUGAUAGUCAACGGUUCAGUAAUGAAGGGUAAAAGUGUAAAUGAAGAAGUGAGCUGCAUACCCAAUUUCAAAUUAAUAAACUUUUACCUGUGUAUAGUCGUCUCCAAAAAACAUGUCGCAGAUGAACGGUGUUAGCGCUCUCAUUGCGGCCAUGUUAGAGAGAAAUCCAUCAUGUCUGACAUGUUCUCUGAAGAAGACUUUACCACACUACCUACCUACCUAUACCUACCUAAAUUAACAGAACAAUUUCGAUUGAGGUGCUUUCGUUGAUUUAUAUUUUUAUUUGUCCAAACGAUAUCAUUGUUAUAAGGAAUCAAUUUCUAUUGAAAUAAUCAUUCAUUUUAUUUUUGAUAAUUUACCUAGGUGAAGUUUUGCAAAGCACUACUAUAGUUCUGGGAAUGUGGACAAUAAUAUUUGAGCAUGGAACAAUUUUAUUCGAAGAAAAUCAUGUGAAUGUUUUUGACACGGAAAAUAGGUAUUGUUCGAGGUAUUUUUUUGCAACUUAGUUACAGUGCUAGUGGCUUCUAAAUUGGUUAUACGUGAUAUAAAACAUCAUAUUUUUCUGGAGAACUUGUAAUUAAGAAUGCAUGUGAACAGGCAUUCACAAAAUAUCUACUUGAAUGUAUCAUUUUUUAAACAAAAUCAGAAAGAUGUUCAAUAGAUAUUUUGUUGAAUCUGUAUUGAUUGAAGAAUAAAUGAUAGUCCUGCCGAUGGUUCAUUUGUAGAUUUUCGAAAUUUUAUGAACAAAGAAUGACUUACUGUAAUAACAGUAAAAUGUUACUGUUUAGAUUGAUAUUUAAAUUUAGGGUAGUUAGGUAUGGAAUGUAAUCUAUUGAGUGAUGUCACCGCUACCAAUUCCAAUUGUACACAAAGUAAGGAUGGUCUCAGUGAAUUAGAACAGAAUUUUAUAACAAAAUGUAAGUACAUAAUAACAAUUAUAGGUAAUAAAAACUUCAGGUCUGGG